This is a messenger RNA of Prosopis cineraria, 1025 nucleotides long. Its product is annotated as protein YIP4b-like. NCBI's taxonomy places the organism in Eukaryota, Viridiplantae, Streptophyta, Magnoliopsida, Fabales, Fabaceae. Gene Ontology annotation, biological process: endoplasmic reticulum to Golgi vesicle-mediated transport. The record is from RefSeq and is a predicted model, not a curated record. Gene Ontology annotation, cellular component: trans-Golgi network; membrane.
AUUGCUGGACCCUCUCUUCGUCUUCGAUCCAAAAUAGCAAAGCGAGCUAUCUCUGAUCUCUCUCUCUCUCUCUCUCUCUCUCUCACACGAGAUCUCUCUUGAGUCCUUAGAUUCCCCGUAAAUCCCUACUUCUUCGGAGCCAAAAAUGUCGAACAGCGAUACAAUACCUCUUCACCCCUCGUCCCAGUCCGACAUUGACGAGAUCGAGAACCUCAUUCAUGCCAGCGUCCAAUCAAGUCCCGCCACGGUUCUUCCCGCCAGGCCUCCCAGUCCUCCUCGAGCUUCAAUUCCCGUAUCUUCUUCCCCUUUCAUUCCUUCUAACCUUCCACCACCACCACCACCUCAACCUCCGCAACAAUCCUCCAAUCAGAAGCCCCCAUCUGCGCCAGCUGUCCCUCCAGUUCUAACCUCAUCAUCAAAUGGCCGUCCGACUAUCGCUUCCGAUGGGUUCGGUUCCAUCCCUAAUACGCUAACUGAACCGGUCUGGGACACUGUCAAGAGGGAUCUUUCGAGGAUUGUUAAUAAUCUGAAGCUGGUUGUUUUCCCCAACCCCUUCCGUGAAGACCCUGGGAAGGCUUUGAGGGAUUGGGAUCUAUGGGGACCUUUCUUCUUUAUCGUGUUUCUGGGUCUCAUUCUAUCAUGGUCCGCGUCUGUCAAGAAGUCUGAGGUGUUCGCUGUUGCUUUUGCUUUACUUGCUGCUGGUGCUGUAAUUUUGACGUUAAAUGUUCUGCUUCUGGGUGGGCAUAUUAUUUUCUUCCAGAGUAUAAGUCCUGGUUACUGUUUGUUCCCUCUGGCCGUUGGGGCGUUAAUCUGUAUGUUAAAGGACAAUGUCAUACUGAAAGUGAUUGUGGUAUCUGUGACAUUGGCUUGGAGCUCUUGGGCGGCAUAUCCUUUCAUGAGUUCUGCAGUCAAUCCAAGGAGAAAGGCACUUGCUUUGUACCCAGUUUUUCUCAUGUAUGUGUCUGUUGGUUUCCUCAUCAUCGCCAUUGAUUAAAUGCGUCUAUGCACUGAUUACUGGCUCCCAU